Molecule: messenger RNA, 509 nt
Organism: Sinocyclocheilus grahami
Lineage: Eukaryota; Metazoa; Chordata; Actinopteri; Cypriniformes; Cyprinidae
Product: stonustoxin subunit beta-like
Exons: 1
Molecular function (GO): protein binding
Source: RefSeq, a predicted model, not a curated record
UUCUGGUUCCCUUGAGUCUGGACCCAAACACGGCCCACAGGAACCUUCGGUUAACAGAACAGAACCAGGCUGUGGCUUGCAGUAUUGAGCCCCAAUCAUAUCCAGAACAUCCGGACCGCUUUGAGUCGUGGGCCCAGGUGCUGAGCAAGGAAGGUCUGACAGGUCGCUGCUACUGGGAGGUGGUCUGGAGCGGACAGUACGGCGUCGACCUCGCAGUGUCAUACAAAGACAUCAACAGAACUGGGCAAGGAGACGACAGUGGGUUUGGGUACAACAGGCACUCCUGGAGUCUGGACUGUUCCAUGUUCAGAUACGCACUAGUGCACAACAACGAGGAGACGGAGAUCAGUGUACACCUGUCCCACCGGAUCGGGGUGUAUCUGGACCACCGGGCAGGACAGCUGUCCUUCUACAGUGUCUCAGAUACCAUGAUCCUCCUUCACAAAGUCCAGACCAGGUUCACUCAACCUCUUUAUCCAGGAUUUGGGCUCUUUCAGGGCUCAACUGCA